Messenger RNA from Acaulospora morrowiae, 1395 nucleotides. The record is from the annotation of a GenBank genome assembly. NCBI's taxonomy places the organism in Eukaryota, Fungi, Glomeromycota, Glomeromycetes, Diversisporales, Acaulosporaceae.
AUGAUAAAAUUAUUUUCAAACCCAUUGGCCAUCGAUCAAUCUACUCAAAAGGCUACUGCCUUAAAUUUAUUGAGUAUCAAAAGGCCUCAUAUGAGAGGAUUUCUAUUUGCAUGGCUUUCUUUCUUCAUAGCUUUCUUUGGUUGGUUCUCCAUUGCUCCUUUAAUCACCACAAUCAGGAAGGAUUUGAAAUUAACCAACGAUGAUGUAAAUAACAGUAACAUCAUUUCCGUAUCAUCCACAAUUCUUUUCCGUAUAACCGCGGGCUUACUAUGCGAUCGUCUUGGUCCAAGGCGUGUCAUGUUCACUAUACUUGUCUUGGGUUCUAUACCCGUCGGUCUCUCCGGCCUCGCUCACGAUGCAACAAGCUUAAUGAUUGUACGGUUCUUUGUCGGAAUUCUCGGCUCAGCAUUUGUACCAUGCCAAUUCUGGACAAUGCAAAUGUUUGAUAAGAAUGCAGUUGGAACCGCCAACGCUUUUGCCGGUGGAUGGGGAAACAUGGGCGCGGGAAUCACUACCAUGGUGAUGCCUUUAUUGUUUGAUGGCGUUGCAACAAACCUUGAGGAUCAUGUAGCAUGGCGUGUCACCAUGGUGAUACCAGCUGCAAUAAUCUUUUUUAUCGCGAUAUUGAACUUGCUCAUUACUGACGAUUGUCCUCAAGGAAAAUGGGAACAACAUGAAAAACCCGUUGAAGUUCAUGAGGUCGACGAAAAGAAAUCCGCUGUAUACAAUGGCAACCAAUCAGAUGCAGACAACAGACAAGUUUCACCGAAACCCGGCUUGGGUGCAUACUUGAGAGCCAUAAAAAACCCAAAUGUUCUCGUACUGAUAGCCAUGUAUGCCUGCUGUUUUGGUGUUGAAUUGGCCGUCGACAACGCUAUUGCCACAUUCUUUCAUGAUCAUUUUAACCUCAAUCAAACUACGGCUGGAUUAAUUGGUUCGAUAUUUGGUACCAUGAAUUUUUUCUCCCGUCCUACUGGUGGACUCUUUUCCGACCUUCUUUAUUCCAAAUUCGAAAUUCGUGGAAGAUUGGCCUUACAAUUUGUAAUUCUAUUCCUUGAAGGAUUAUUCUUGAUCGUUUUCAAUUAUUCUGUUAAUAGUGGUUUGGGUACGGCCAUUGUUAUAUUGGUACUCUUUAGUUAUUUUACUCAGGCGGGUUGUGGAACAACAUAUGGAAUAAUACCGUUCGUAGACCCCCCAAUAGUAGGAACGGUUUCAGGGCUAGUGGGGGCUGGUGGCAACGUGGGUGGAUUGGUGUUCGCUACUGUAUUUAAAAUAUACGCGGGUCCUAGAACUCCUUAUGCAUUUUUAGUAAUCGGAGCAACAGUAAUGUCUGUUUCCUUCCUGACCUUUUUGCUAAGGGUCAACGGAAGGAUGUUGGUGGAACUAAAACGAUGA